AUGAGGUCCAGAAUUAGGGCGCUGCGCCUCUUUCUGGCCGUUUCCUCAUGUAUAUCACGUUCAGAACAACGAAAGGAUCCUUUAAAAGACUUCUGUCGCAUAUUUGGACAUCAAACUACCGUGGUGGACCGUCGGAUGAUCGUCGAUGGAGGGUUGGUGAAUUUUGCACCGUUAUCAGCUAGCUCCCUCAACUACUCGAGCACAUGGAUGAGAAGCGGCGACCUCAACAACACCAACGAAGGAUUUCCAAAAUAUGUCACGGUCACGAAGAACGAAUCCGUGCCCUCUGUGCAUGGAGGUGUGCUAUGGGCCGAUGCGACCAAUAAGCAAGUAUACAUGUACGGCGGAGAGUUCGGAGACGGCCAGCCACAGGACUUUCAAUUGUGGUUCUAUGACCUUGAGUACGAUUCGUGGAAUACAACUAGCCCCAGCGGUUCGAAUGUUCAACGAGCAGCAUGGGGUGCAGGCGCUGGAGCGACGGAUCAGGCCAAGGCUAUAGGAUACUACUACGGCGGGUAUCUCACAAAUGCUUCAGUUCCUGGAUAUGGGGCUCAAACCCCGCUCUCCAACAUGGUUGUAUACGACAUGAUUGAAAAUUCAUUCCGGAACCAGUCUGGUCCUGACAAUACCCCGCGCGCUGAAGGGGUGAUGCAGUAUGUCCCUGUAGGUGAUGCGGGCCUCCUAGUUUACUUCGGUGGACUGGAAUUUCCGAAUGGAGGAUCUAGCAGAGGACCUCAGGAAAUCCUGGUCUACAGCAUCGGUGACGAUCUUUGGUACAGACAGACAGCAACCGGUGACAUUCCUGAACAACGUCGAAGAUUUUGUGCGGGCCUGGCGCAUGCCCAAGAUCGAUCUUCUUUCAAUAUCUACUUAUACGGCGGUGCCUCAAUUGGCGACGGAGUCGGCUUCGGCGAUGUUUACGUGCUUAGCUUGCCAUCAUUCACCUGGAUAAAAUUCUGGCCAAGACCAGAGGAUGGCGUGGGUGCGACCUUUCCCCAUCACUCCCUCAGCUGCGAUGUUGUUGGCAACUCGCAGAUGAUCAUCAUGGGCGGGCAUUUCCCGAACAUGACCAACGACUGCGACAUGCCCAUGGUCUACGGCCAACACGGUCUCGAUCUAGGCAAAAACAACCCCCUGGGCGCAAAAUGGGCCUCCUACAACCCAAACCUCACGACCUACCAGGUCCCCACCGAAAUCGCCAGAACCAUUGGCGGAGGCCCAACCGGCGGUGCAACGGUGACGACACCCGUAGCCGGCUUCCGUGAACGAGACCUGCAGGUCCAAUUCGCAAGGGAAUACAACCCCUCAUCGCGAACGCCGACGCGACAUCUACCUCUCGAGACAGGAGAGCCAGCGCCCGAACCCGAGGGUCCUAGCCGGCGCGCGGUCAUCGGCGGAGCAGUUGGAGGGUCCCUCGGCGCUUUACUCGUCGUCGGCGGAAUGGGCUUCUUCCUCUUCCGUCGAAGAUUGAGAAACAGGGUGUAUGGCGUGCAACAGCUUCAAUCGCGAGACGACCAACCUGUCUCCGAAAUCCCCUCGCAUCCGCGCGACCGUCUCCGCUUGUACACCAACGUACCAGCUCAGCCAAUUCAGCACUCUCAUUCCCAAUCCCAGAUCCAAUCAUCAGGAUCGCCUCCUUCGGAAUGGUCUUCGCAAUGGGGUUCCCCUGUACCGGAGUACUACGGUCCCUCGCCGCAACAGGGUGGUCAAGGGGAUUUCUCAGAUACGAAGCAUGCGUCCUUGAUGCAACCGCCUCAGGAACUACCACCCUGCCCGGAACCGCAAGAGCUACCUUGUACGGGACCCAAGGGGACGGGAUUGCCGUGCUCACCGUCGCCGCAUGUGCGGUCCAAGUCGAAAUCCGGGACCUCGAAUCCGGUGGCGGCUCGCAAGGCGAGUAAGUCUGCAACGAGUUUGCCAAAGUCGUGAUAUCAGU
This is a messenger RNA of Westerdykella ornata, 1936 nucleotides long. RefSeq lists its product as uncharacterized. The transcript is spliced from 7 exons. Lineage: Eukaryota; Fungi; Ascomycota; Dothideomycetes; Pleosporales; Sporormiaceae. The coding region runs from base 1 to 1929 and encodes 642 amino acids. The record is from RefSeq and is a predicted model, not a curated record. Gene Ontology annotation, molecular function: protein binding.